GGGUGUCGUUGCGCAUGCGCAGAAAGCGUCAGGCGCGUGACGGUAUUCCCGGAAGUGUGUCGCUCUGGCUGGCAUCGCCGCCGCUCCCUCAUCGCGCCAUUGAGAAGUCAGGGAAGCUUUCUCUAACCUAUAAACUCGCAGUACCCGCAGGUCCACGCUGUGCAUCAUGGCCGAGCAGGAGCCCACACCAGAGCAGCUGGCCGCUAUCGCAGCGGAGAACGAACAGAGCGAGGCUGUCAACUACAAGCCACCGGCACAGAAGAGCCUUCAGGAGAUCCAGGAACUCGACCAGCACGACGAAAGCCUCCGCAAGUACAAGGAGGCGCUGCUGGGCAACUGCAGUGUUGCUGCAGAUCCCACCGUUCCCAAUAUUCAGGUGACACGGUUAACUCUUAUGUGUGAGACGGCUCCCGCCCCGCUGACCCUUGACCUGCAAGGUGAUCUGGAGUCCUAUAAGAAGCAGUCGUUCGUGCUGAAGGAGGCGGUGGAGUACAGGAUAAAGAUCAGCUUCAAGGUAAACAAAGAGAUCGUCUCGGGGUUGAAGUAUGUACAGCAGACCUUCAGGAAAGGGGUGAAGAUUGACAAGUCUGACUACAUGGUGGGCAGUUACGGGCCCCGGCCGAAUGAAUACGAGUUCCUGACACCCUUGGAGGAGGCGCCCAAAGGCAUGCUGGCCCGAGGCACUUACAACAUUAAAUCCAAGUUCACUGACGACGACAAGCACGACCACCUGUCCUGGGAAUGGAACCUCAACAUCAAGAAGGAAUGGAAAGAUUGAGUGGUUUCCAAA
Molecule: messenger RNA, 790 nt
Organism: Rhinichthys klamathensis goyatoka
Lineage: Eukaryota; Metazoa; Chordata; Actinopteri; Cypriniformes; Leuciscidae
Gene: arhgdia
Product: Rho GDP dissociation inhibitor (GDI) alpha
Exons: 6
Coding region: 167-778 (203 amino acids)
Biological process (GO): Rho protein signal transduction
Cellular component (GO): cytosol; membrane; cytoplasm
Molecular function (GO): Rho GDP-dissociation inhibitor activity; protein binding
Source: RefSeq, a predicted model, not a curated record